Molecule: messenger RNA, 9963 nt
Organism: Gorilla gorilla gorilla (western lowland gorilla)
Lineage: Eukaryota; Metazoa; Chordata; Mammalia; Primates; Hominidae
Gene: MAS1
Product: MAS1 proto-oncogene, G protein-coupled receptor
Exons: 3
Coding region: 398-1375 (325 amino acids)
Biological process (GO): G protein-coupled receptor signaling pathway
Cellular component (GO): plasma membrane
Molecular function (GO): angiotensin receptor activity
Source: RefSeq, a predicted model, not a curated record
GCAGCUCUGAUUCCUUCAGAGAUGAGAGGCUGCAGCCAUCCUUCGAGAUGUUGGGACCGGAGACCCUGCAGGCUGGCUGGGCAUUGAUGCCCCAGAUGUGAAGGGGCAGCCAACCUGUUGGCCACGUCUGACCCUUCCUGAGCAAAUGACACCAACAUCUCUUUUGUGAGAAGAAAGAGAGGAGGGAAGAUGCUCUGUGAUGCUGCCAGUAAUGCUGACCAGUCGUGGUGCUGUCACCUCCUUGGCUGUCUUUGCAAUCUGUUCCCAACUGAGGUUUCCGUUGCAGUGUAAUUGACCACUCCAGAGGCCACUGAGGGCUGUCAGGAUGAGCUAUCCUUCCACCCCAGGCUGUCACUGCCAGAAAAUUACCUGAAGAGUUCUAACCUGAGGCCUCCUCAUGGAUGGGUCAAACCUGACAUCAUUUGUUGUUGAGGAACCCACGAACAUCUCAACUGGCAGGAACGCCUCAGUCGGGAAUGCACAUCGGCAAAUCCCCAUCGUGCACUGGGUCAUUAUGAGCAUCUCCCCAGUGGGGUUUGUUGAGAAUGGGAUUCUCCUCUGGUUCCUGUGCUUCCGGAUGAGAAGAAAUCCCUUCACUGUCUAUAUCACCCACCUGUCUAUCGCGGAUAUCUCACUGCUCUUCUGUAUUUUCAUCUUGUCUAUCGACUAUGCUUUAGAUUAUGAGCUUUCUUCCGGCCAUUACUACACAAUUGUGACAUUAUCAGUGACUUUUCUGUUUGGCUACAACACGGGCCUCUAUCUGCUGACGGCCAUUAGUGUGGAGAGGUGCCUGUCAGUCCUUUACCCCAUCUGGUACCGAUGCCAUCGCCCCAAGUACCAGUCAGCAUUGGUCUGUGCCCUUCUGUGGGCUCUUUCUUGCUUGGUGACCACCAUGGAGUAUGUCAUGUGCAUCGACAGAGAAGAAGAGAGUCACUCUCGGAGUGACUGCCGGGCAGUCAUCAUCUUUAUAGCCAUCCUGAGCUUCCUGGUCUUCACGCCCCUCAUGCUGGUGUCCAGCACCAUCUUGGUCGUGAAGAUCCGGAAGAACACGUGGGCUUCCCAUUCCUCCAAGCUUUACAUAGUCAUCAUGGUCACCAUCCUUAUAUUCCUCAUCUUCGCUAUGCCCAUGAGACUCCUUUACCUGCUGUACUAUGAGUAUUGGUCGACCUUUGGGAACCUACACCACAUUUCCCUGCUCUUCUCCACAAUCAACAGUAGCGCCAACCCUUUCAUUUACUUCUUUGUGGGAAGCAGUAAGAAGAAGAGAUUCAAGGAGUCCUUAAAAGUUGUUCUGACCAGGGCUUUCAAAGAUGAAAUGCAACCUCGGCGCCAGGAAGACAAUUGUAAUACGGUCACAGUUGAGACUGUUGUCUAAGAACUGUGAGGGAAGUUGUGGAUAAAAAUGGUGGAACACAGGUCAUUUUUAGUUUGUGCUUGGAAUAUGACUUAAGUAUCUCCUAAAUGUGAUACAGAAGGACAUCUCAUCCCAUAUGCAUGAGAUACUAAUUAAUGAUGAAAUUGAACUCUUGUACUGUAUCUUCUGGAAAUGACCUGUCAUUUCUGUACUUGACAAAGGCUCUAUUUCUUUCAGCUCUUUUGGCAGCAUCUUACCAUGAACCAUAAAAAUGACUUUUGCAGGAAGAUUUACAUAUAUGUACGGGACAAGGUAACAAAACUAUUUGUUGGAACUUGAGGAGGCAGCUUGAUGUAGCAGGAAGAACAAGGGUCGCUUCCUGUGUGACCUCAGGCAAGUUGUUAAACCUCUCAGAGCCUCAUUUUCUCACUCAUAAAAUGGUCGCGGCAAUAGUCUAGACCUCCUUGGUCUGCUGUGAGGAUGAAAUGAGAAGAUGAGGCUUGUAAAGCACCUGGCACAUUGUGGAUGUUCAACAAAUAUCAGUCUGUCCUCACUCCCUUCAAUGGUAGACAAGAUAUAAAUUUUUGUUUUGUAAAGCACACACACACACACAUACACACAGCUCUAUCAUGUACAGAAGUUAUUAUGUGUUUUUACACGUUGAAUGUAAAUUUACGAAGGUCUUCUUUUUGCUUGCAGCAUGAAAGCAUUUCAUGGCAUUACACCUCUAUUGAAAAACAUCGCUGAUGUUAUGAUCUAACAAGCCGUGUGCUAGUGCAUCAUUUCAGGUUGUGAAGAAAUACAUUUGGCCACCAGUAGAGGAGUUUCUCAUGGCUCCCCUUCCCUCUGUGGGAAUACUAGAUGAAAUGAAAGUCUGUGUUUUGAAAUCCUUUGAUUGCAUAAACAUUUUUAUGAAUGGAGUUGAAUUUGUGACUUCCUGGGGGGUGACUGGGACCUUCCUCCCCCAUGAAGAGGUGGGUUAUUUGUAGCCAGAGUUCUCACCUGCAGCCAAGUGCGGGUCUCUGCACCUGUCUGCCUCCUCUCCUCCUGAGGCUUUUUUUUUUUUUUCAUCACACCUGGAAGGAGGCUCAGUGGCAAGGGCUAAUGAAAAUGUGGUCACAUCCUGGAGGACUCUGAUAUUUUUGCUCAUGACAGAUCCUUGCAUGACUUCCUCAGAAUCUUUACUCAGCACUCCAGGGUGGGCUCUGCCUCUUGCCUGCCAUGAGUUGCCCUCCAGACACUGCACGUCCUGGGUUUUAGCUGUGAAGCCCGUCGCAUAGCUAUGUUUAUUUCCUUCUGUCCCUUCUAGGAGUUCCACAAAAGGUCAAUAUGUCACUUGAUUCUACAGGUUGUAAAAUGUUCAAGUCCAUAGAAAUGAGCCCGAUAGUAUUUAUUUUAACCAUUUGCUCUUUAAAAGGUCAGAGAGGCAGUGAUGUGAUGGUUCUCUGUUGCUGCUUGUCCUUCCCCAUCCUCUUCCUUUCUCAAAAGAAAUGAUGUGGGGCAGCUUCGCUGGGGGAGAGGAGUCUGUCCCCUCGAGCAAGGACCCCACUGCCAGCCAAGCUUGGAUGCAGGAGGCUUUUCAGUGGGUGACAACAUCUGAUUCAGAAACAAGGCAGCUUUGCUUUCAGGAGCCCAGAUGGGGUGUGGAGCAAUGACAUUUAGAAUGAUCUUGUUUUUGGUUGAAAACAGAGCAUUUUCCCUGGGAAAGAACAGAAUAUGGAGAUCAGAGCAACUCCCUUCUGUUUCCUGUCCUCUCCUGUGUGUGCUGUGUGCUGGCCUCUGGGGUAGGGAAAGGGGGCCAACCUCGUCUCAUCUCUAAGGGGAUCUUAGUCUCAAAGAGGACCCUAAAGACUAUCAGAUACAAGGAAUUUCUACCUAAGGAAAAUAUGGUGAACUAAUAGGAAGCCCCUAUUUAUUGUUUUUCUGCAGAUAAAGUGGGGAAAUCGAAUGUGAUAAUGAAUAUAAAAUUAUUCUAACCUUUUAAAAUGAUGCCUUACCAAGAGGUAGGAGGUAGGAUUCAGAGUUUGGCAGGGUUAUAAAGACUAAUUUCUUUCUCUCUUCCCCCAAACCCAUUCCCAAAGUGAACUGUAAGGUUAAAACUAUAACAAGAAGAUUUAAGUAAAUUUGCAAAUAUGUAGAGAAUACUAAAUCAUUUGUAUCCUUUAGGCAUUCAGACAAUUUGCCUAAGUCAUUGUAGGUUACUAGGUGCCACUUCCGAGAAUUCCCUGGGGAUGGGGAGGAGAUUGUUUGGAUAAUGCCUGUCCUAACUGAACGGGAAGGGUUUGUAGCAUUCCUACUACAAAGAUUCAUGCACAGUCUUCUCUGCAGAACACCAUGAUGUGGACAAGGCAAAGACGGGGAAGCGGAAGCCGCUGUCUAUGUCAUAGGAGAGAGAGACACCGCAUAACUACAACACCAGGCUGCACACAAGUUUGUUUGACAAGUGUUAGGAACAAAAUUGUGUGGCAGAGGUCACCGCAGCAGGGGCUCUUCCUGCCACCCCCAUACUGCAUGCAGCCUCUUCUGUUCCCUCCCCUGCCCACUGGGGUUUCUCCUCAGCACUCAUCAUGCCAUAUAUCGAUUUGCUUAUUUGCUCGUUCUCUGUCUCUUCACGCUAGACUAUAAGCUCCUUGAGGGCAGGGACGUAGCUUUGCUCACUGCUGUAGCCCCAGCUUAUUUGCUGUGGUGAUCGAAUCCACUGCACCCCUCUCUGGGCUGUUUCCUUUGUACAUAUAAAUAGACUCAAAUUGCUUCCACCUAACCAGAAGCCGUUCCUCGCCCCACAGUCCUUUCCAGUUUCUAUCUCCCCUCCCUCCCUUCCUUCCAAACCACCUUCUGGAAAGGCUCUUCCACACUCACUGUCCUGACUCUUGCCACAAUUCACCCCUCAACAUCCUGCCAUUUGUCUUGCAGCCUGACCAUCAUAGAGAGAUUGGUCCAGAUAGGAAGGUGAGUAACUUCCACAGUGUCAAAUCUGAUGGGCUGUUUUCUACCUAUGCCUUUUGUGGCAUUUAAUACCCACAGUCUUCCUGAAAUUAUCUCUUUUCUUGGAUUCUAGUUUGCUACAUUUUUCUCCAGCUCUCUUUUUGAGUCCUAUCUUCCUGAUUGGAAUCUUCUCACUUCUUUCCUCCCUCUUCUACUGCUCCUCCCUUAAAUGGACACAUUUUCCAUAAUUCAGUGGCUGGGCGUCCGCUCUCCUCUUUCUGAGAACUCUCCCUGGAUCCUGAUCCAUAAUCACCUGCUUAUUAAUGAACCUCAAAUAGACAUUUGCUGACCAGAACCCUUUGCUGGGCUCCAGUCCUGUGUGUCCAAUCAUCUAAUGGACUUUUUGACCCAAUGUCCUGCAGGUGCUUGUAACCCAUUCAUUUCCCCACCAUUUCUUUUUUCUUUUCUUUUCUUUUCCUUUUUUUUUUUUGAGACAGAGUCUUGCUCUGUUGCCCCAGCUGGAGUGCAGUGGCGUGAUCUCAGCUCACUGCAACCUCCACCUCCCAGGUUCAAGCAAUUCUCCUGCCUCAGCCUCCCAAGUAGCUGGGAUUACAGGAGUGAGCCACUGCGCCGGGCCUGCCCCUAUUCUUUUUUCAGUGAAGUACACCGCUGGUCACCCUGUCCCCCUUGCUAUGUUAUUCUCUUUGCACAGAUUGCUCUACCUGUUUUUAAUCUAGCAAACUCCAUUUAUCCAUUUACGUCCAGCUCAAGCAUUAGAGACUCAGGAGAGCCUCUGGAAGCUGAGUUCCUGGAUAACCGUGCCAUACCUUUUCUUUCCCAGACUUUCCACAUCUUUCCCUUCCUCACUCUCAGCAAAUGAUGGCUGGCUCCCCUUUACACAAGGGGAAUAGAAGCAACUGGAAGAACUCUUCCAGACAUCCCCGCCGUCCCCUCUGCUGACCUAGCUACAUCUCCUUCAUAUCCACCUCUCCCCUGUGUGCUCAGGGGGAACUCACUAUGCCCCUCCCUGGCUAAGGUGAUACCCUGGCUAAGAUGCUCCAACCCCUUCCCCUGUUGCCUGCCCGAUGGCAUUUCGCCAGCAAUUCUCCCUCUCUGUCCUGCACCAUCAAUUUCAGUCCAGGAUAAUGGAGGACAGAAUUUUCAGGAAUCAGGAUGGAGGAGGGUUGGUGAACAGCACCACUGGCCUUGACUAGCCUGCUCCCUGCCACACAUACUGGUUGUUUCUCUGGAGACAGCAUUGUAUGCACUGAGAUGAGCAACUGGAGAGCCACCAGCAGCCAUCCCCUCUCUUUGUGCCUCACAGCUCCAGUGACUGAUGGACAUGGAUAUGGGAUCGUUGGCUGCCUUCAUGGAGUUGUUUAAGGAGCACUUAGAAGAUGCUUUAUGGGCGUCCCUACAAUUUCACCAUUAGAAGAGUAGUUCUGUUAGGUUGAAAUUUGUCUUUUUACUCAACCUCUUCUUAAAUUAGAAAUCACUUCUGGAAAGGAAAACACAUCAAGUCAUACAUACUUUUUCCUAUGCUUUUUCUCAUGGAGAGGAGCAGCACAAGACAAGACAAGACACCCAGCUGUUCAGGCUGCUGAAUGAGAUGGUGAGGAGUGGGUGGUAGAAGCGAAGAAAGGAGGAGGUGGGAGCAAUCAAGUAUUUGCUUGCUUGAUUCCACAAACAAGAAGCUUCUUUUCUCUUUAACCUAACAUUUGACUGUUUAACUUUGCAAGGUUAUAUGGGAAACAAAAAUCCUUGAUAUGAAAACAUUAGCAAAUGUAUCACUUAUAAAAUGGGUACCAUCAGGCCUCCCCCUGCUUAGCACCAGAGUCUCUCUCGCUGCCUCAUCUACAGUUUUGUGGAUCAGUCUUGUGAUGCCUGAGAGUCAAUGUGCAAACUGUCCUUGAACUUUAAUUGAUGAUCUUGACAAACAUUCAGGAUUCUGUGAAGGUGGUAAGAGAGGUGUCACAGAACUGCUAAAAUACACUUCAACUAUUGAUAAAAGAGCAUGGAGCAGAGUUAGACCGGUUAGCAGCUGAAUCAGAGGUAAAUAAACAAGGAUGAUGAUGAGAUGGGAGCUUCCAAAAAGAAGCGUUUUAAUAUCAAAUAUUGAAGAGAGGCUCUUGGGAAAACUGCUGAAGUCUUUAGAUGUUUUUGCAAAAAUUACCCACUUUUUGAUGUUCAGCAAAAGUAACCAUUAAGUAAAGACAGAAAAAUUGGCUGGGUACAGUGGCUCAUGCCUGUAAUCCCAGCACUUUGGGAGGCUGAGAUGAGCAGAUCACCUGAGGUCAGGAGUUUGAGACCAGCCUGGCCAACAUGGUGAAACCCCAUCUCUACUGAAAAUACAAAAAUUAGCUGGGUGUGGUGGUGGGCACCUGUAAUCCCAGCUACCUGGGAGGCUGAGGCAGGAGAAUUGCUUGAACCUGGGAGGCAGAGGUUGCAGUAAGCUGAGAUCGCACCACUGCUCUCCAGCCUGGGUGAUAGAGUGAGACUCCGUCUCAAAAAAAAGAAAAAUUAUGCCAAAAAAUUAAGUACUUUUGUGGCUUAAAACAACAAUGUAUUGUCAUUUCUCAAGGCUCCAUGGGUUGAUUGAGUUCAGUUUCUCAUUUGGCGUCUCUUGUAGUUGUAGUGAGUUGUUGGCUGAGGCAGAAGCCACCUGAAGGCUUGACUAGGCAGGGCAAUCGAGAUGGUACACUCACAAGGCUGGUCAUUGCCUGGGGCUCAGCUGGAAAGGUGGACCAGAAUUCCUACACAAGGCCCUUUGAUGUGGUUUGGGUUUCUUACAACAUGGUGAUUGUGUUCUGGAAGGAAGUCUCCUGAGACUUAGCUUUUCUUAAAGGCCAAAAAUCAGCUAUUGGGGUCUCAUUUGCUUAAAAUUAUUGGCAUGUUGUUGAAAUUAUAAUGAGUUUUAGUAAAGCAAAAUUAAAACAAUUUUCAUGAUUUUAAUUUCACUUUUUUCAUGAUUUUCUAUGAAAUUUUGGUCCUCAUUUUAACAAGAUUCCUUUUUAACAAUCUUUUACUAAAACCAGUCAUUCAUGGAUAAGGAGAUCCUCUUACACUAAUUAUUUAAAUGUGUACAUAUACAUGUUAAUACAAAGGGUUGAAUUGUUAAAGCAAAUUCAGAGUCACUUACAGAUCUUACCCAACAUGAAACUAAUGAUUCAAAUGAUAAGAGGCAAGUGCCAGGCACAAAUGAAACACUCUUUUCUGGAGGAGACCAACAGUUUUAAUUAUUUCUGGGGUUUUUUUGGUCAAAUUUCUCAUUUUGUUUCUAGAUUGUUUUCCAAAUGUCAUUUAGUUUUCUAUCUGUACUUUUUGUGAUUCUCUGAAUUCUCUGUCAGACAUUUCAGAGAUCUUCAAUUCUUCUGGGUCCAUUGCUACAGCUUUGUUAUCUCUUUUGAUGGUGUCGUUUUCCCCUGAGUUUUCACAGUCCUUGCACUUCACGUCGAUCCCCGUGCAAUUGAGAAGAUAGUCACCUCUGACAGUUUUUUAAGUGUUCUUGGUGGUGUCAGAGCUUUGCUACUUAGUAUUGGAACUUAAACUCUGGUCUGUUGUUUCUUCCUGUUCUGAGUGAGACUUGCGGUGAGCACUGGAACUUAAACAUUGCCCUGGAACUAUAUUGCUGCUCUGUCAACAUUUCCCAGUUCAGGGAAGAUGUAAGUGGGUAUCAGAACUUAAUCUUGAGCUUUUCGUUGUUUCCAGGCCAGGGGAGGGCUCUCGAGUAUACCUAGGCUCGUGGAAAAUGCAGCCAGGGAUUUGGACCUCCCUGUGGAUUGUGCCAGCCAGUCCCUUCACCAGGGUGUCCCCACUGAUCAGAGCUCAGAGUGCACCAGUACACCAGUUGCUGCAAUCAGUGCUUGGCUUUUUGUCCCCAGUUCACCCCAGGUCAAUUCAGCUAUCCUGGCAUUCCCAGUGGUUCCUGUGGGACAGGGCCAGAGUGGGUGUCCCAUGAAGAUGACCAGAUCAGUGGGGAGAUAAAAUGCUCACCUGUAAUUCUCUCCUGUUACUUUGGAAACCAUGGAUCUAGAGACAUUCUCUGAGUGACAUUAUGCCAGCUGGGAGUGGUGGCACAGUCCGAAUUGAUUGUUUCUCUUACCAGUUCUGGCUUCUUUCAAUUCUGUGGACCCAGGGGGUUUCUCAGCUUCUCCCCAAAGUUCUGGUGAAUUCAGGGUGGUGUUCUUGUCUUUGAAUAGUUGGAAUAUAUUUCUGUGGGGGGAAUGGUUCCAGAGAAUCUACUAUUCUGCCAUCUUGUUGAGCUUUCCCAAAAUGUCCCCUUCUCCUACAUUGGCACACGCUUUAGUUUCACAUUGACUGAUGAGUUUUGAGCAACAUAUACAAAGAAACAUUGUUCUCAAAGGAAACUGGUGAAGUUUGGGGGUGCCUCCAUUUUGCACGUUGUUCAUUACACAGGUAGAAUAUACUUAUGUGACUACCCGUACCCUUUCUCCAGCCUCCCUGCCCCAUAAAUCUAUAAAUCCCAAAUUUAUUUAUAAUAAACAAUCUUGACAGAUUAGGUAUAUCCUGCUGGAAAUAGGAAUAGUUCACUGAGUAUAACGUUUCUACAGAGCAGUCUGAUUGAGGUCUUCAGCAUCUUUGCAAGGUGCCCUGGUUGAGGUUAUUGUUCCUGCAGGCAUUCCUGUGGGGAAGGAGUGAUUUGCAGGCUUGAUGCUAACAUUACCUGUAUGGUACGUUUUGGCCAACACCAGCCUGUCAAUGCUUGAGGCAGAGGCCUCUGGAAUGAGAAAACAGGACUAGAAGCCUGCCUACUUAGUAGCUUGGCAAGUGUCAACAAGUUAAUCUCUGUGACUGGUGACUUAGUUGGAGUUCCACCCAAAGCAAAUCCUGAGACAAGGAUUUAGUGCAAGUAAUUCAUGUGGCCAUCAUCCAGAGGAGCAUGGGAGAGAGUGGGGAAUUUAGACAGGGAAAGGAGGAAGUUAGCAAAGGGUGAGUGAAGGAGAACAAGGGCCCAGGACAGUGAGGCCCCACCUCAGAACUGCCCUCCUGGAAGGGCGAAGGAGCCGUGGCGCUGACCCCCACCUCCUGCCCCUCAAUAGGGAGCAUCACUCCCCGACGUCAACUCCCAGCUCUUCCUGGCCUGCCCUGUGCUCAGGCCGAGCAUGGCCUAAAGCAGGGAAUAUGUCUAGGCAGAGUGACACACGGAGCCGUGGGCAGGUACAGGAUCUACCUGCAAGUGACUACAGGGGUGGCUUCAGGGCUGACCAAUGGCAUCUGCUAUCAUGGAAUUAAAGUAACCUACCCCACAAAGUAGCUGUGCCAAGUAAGUGAAAUAAUGCACAAGGAAGUUCUGUGUAAACUUUCAAGCAUCAAGCAAAUGUUAGUUAUUUCUUGAGGACAUUAUGUAAAGUGAAAUAAGCCAGGCCCGGAAGGACAAAGACUGUAUGAUUCCACUCAUAUGAGGGGCUUAGAGUUGUCAGAUUCAUAGAGACAGAAGGUAGAAUGGUGGUGGCCGGGGGCUGGAGGGAGGAGGGAGUGGGGAGUUAGUGUUUAGUAGGAACUGAAUUUCAGUUUGAGAAGAUGAAAAUGUUCUGGAGAUCUAUUGCACAACAAUGGGCAUGUAGCUAACCCCACUGUACUGUAUUCUUAAAAAUGUUUCAGAUGGUAAAUUUUAUGUUAUGUAUAUUUUACCACAAUAAAAAAGUGAGUUAUUGUACUUUCAA